Zophobas morio is the source of this 1653-nucleotide messenger RNA. Its product is annotated as bestrophin-4-like. The transcript is spliced from 5 exons. NCBI's taxonomy places the organism in Eukaryota, Metazoa, Arthropoda, Insecta, Coleoptera, Tenebrionidae. The coding region runs from base 20 to 1615 and encodes 531 amino acids. The record is from RefSeq and is a predicted model, not a curated record. Gene Ontology annotation, molecular function: chloride channel activity.
AUGUUUGGAAUGAUUCAAAAUGACUGUGACUUACACGAGAGAAGUAGCGACUUGCCGCGGUUUGUCCCGGUUCCUCACGCUUCUACUAAGAUGGAGAGGCAGCAUUUACAAACUCGUAUACUGGGAGCUAGUGUUCUUCUUAGUUAUUUACUACUUGCUAAACAUAGUCUACCGAUGCCUCUUAGAUAAAACCGGGAAAGAGUGGUUCGAAGACAUAGUCAAAUACUGCAACGCUAGCACAAACUACAUCCCUUUGUCGUUCGUCUUGGGGUUCUACGUUUCCAUAGUGAUGGCCCGGUGGUGGAACCAAUACCUUUCCAUCCCUUUCCCAGACGCUCUAGCCGUCUACGUAAGCGCAACCAUCCACGGACACGACGAACGAGGGCGAGUUAUGCGCAGAACCAUCAUGCGUUACGUCUGCCUUUGCGUCACCAUGCUCUUCACCAAUAUAUCACCCAAAGUGAAAAAACGCUUCCCCAACCUCGAUCAUUUCGUUAAAGCAGGGUUGAUGGAAGAAAGCGAGAAACGGGUGAUCCAAGAACUGAAUCAACAAUUCCCCGCGUACUCCAAACACUGGUUGCCACUAGUGUGGGCUUCCAGUAUUAUAACACGAGCUAGGAAAGAAGGCCGGAUUAGGGACGAUUUUGCGGUGAAGACAAUCCUAGACGAAAUAAAUAAGUUUCGGGGGAAAUGUGGUAUCUUGAUUACGUAUGACCGGAUAAGUAUACCUUUAGUGUAUACACAGGUCGUUACUUUAGCCGUGUACACGUAUUUUCUGACGGCUUUGCUCGGGCGUCAGAAUGUAGAAGGACAUGGUUACGUUAUUGAUUUAUACUUCCCUAUUUUCACGCUUUUGCAGUUUUUCUUUUACAUGGGGUGGUUAAAAGUGGCCGAGACUUUGAUUAACCCGUUUGGGGAUGACGAUGACGACUUUGAACUAAACUGGAUGGUUGACAGGAACUUGCAAAUUUCGUACUUGAUUGUUGACGAAAUGCACCAUGAGCACCCCGAGUUGAUUAGAGAUCAGUACUGGGAUGAGGUACUACCAACUGAGUUGCCAUACACUGAAGAAACUCAAAAGGAAAUGCACCCUUUACCGUCGACUGCUAAUAUAAUAUCCAAGUACGAAGACGAUCUAAUCGGGACGUCCAUGUUCCGAAUCAACGACUUGAAUAGCGUCAAGGGUUCGCAGUACUCUCUCGCGGGUUCACCCAGUACCCUCCGCACCCGAACUAACUCCGUUACUAGUCUUCUACGCAAGUUUAUGCGGAGUGAGAGCAUGUCCAAUGACCCAGAACAAGAAAUGUUGAAGAAAAUUCCGCAACGAAGACUCGAAGAAGUCAUCGAAGAGGUGGACGAGCAGCUCACGAUGAUGUCUAUGCGCGACGAACCUCCCAAACCGUCAGUCAGAGAUAUUUUUAGUCACGUUUCUAAACCCAUUGAUAUUCCGUCGCCUGUCAGAACUGAUAACGACGACCCCCUCUCUUUCGAAGCUCUCAGACAAAGACGGGAAGAGGAUAGAUUACGAAGGAUUAAGACGAAUUUGACGCGGUAUCUCGAAAGUAAGGACGCCCCACCGUCUCCACACGGUAGCGUAUCGGGUGAUAAAUCAUAGUUUGUAAAAUUAUCGAACAGUGAUAAAGUUUCUGAUAA